ACGGUUGAUAUUGAAACAAAAUUUAGAAAGAAAGGCACUCACCCACCCAUCCCAUCUCUGUUAUGUUAUUCUCAAAAUUUUAAACUGUUAUAAUUCUUCUACUACCCACCCACCCCUGCACUCCACUUCAACAUAAACAAAUACUUAUAGACAACCAUCUAAAAUUCCAUUUCUUCCUGCAGAAACAUCAUGGCCUAGCUGUUUCUUGGAUCCGGAGAUUCUGGGUUAUUUUAAUUUGUAUAUAAUAACUCUUUUUUUAUAAACACAGUAACCUACAAGACAUGAUUUGGUUCCUUCCCGUUGUUCCUCCCUAGGCUCAAACCUUUCUGCGUGUUCUUUCAUUGGAGUUCGUAGCUUAGUUGUAAUGCCUGUAAAUCCAUGGACCCUCUUCUUCUUAUGCAUUUCCCUUAUGCUCCCACUCCAUUUUCUCACAGCUGCUGCAGUGAACCAACAAGGGGAGGCUCUUCUAUCAUGGAGGAGAACCCUGAACGGGUCCCUGGAGGUAUUGAGUAACUGGGACCCAGUUCAAGUCACCCCAUGUAGCUGGUAUGGAGUGAGUUGCAACACGAAGAACGAAGUAGUACAGCUGGAUCUGAGGUAUGUGGAUUUGCUUGGAAGACUGCCCAGUGAUUUCACCUCAUUGCUUUCCUUAAGCAGUCUGAUCUUAGCCGGAACCAAUCUCACGGGUUCAAUUCCAAAAGAAAUAGGUUACCUUGUGGAACUCAGCUACUUGGACUUAAGUGACAAUGCCUUGAGUGGCGAAAUACCAAGUGAGCUAUGUUACUUGCCUAAACUUGAGGAACUCCAUCUCAACUCCAAUGAUCUCGUGGGGUCCAUUCCAGUUGCAAUUGGAAACCUCACAAAGUUGCAGAAGCUGAUCCUAUAUGACAACCAACUCAGCGGGGAAAUUCCUACCACAAUCGGCAACCUUAAGAGCCUUCAAGUGAUAAGAGCAGGAGGAAACAAGAACCUGGAGGGUCCUCUACCACAAGAAAUUGGCAACUGUUCCAGUUUAGCGAUGUUGGGUCUUGCUGAAACAAGCCUCUCAGGUUUUCUGCCACCAACUCUUGGCCUUCUGAAGAACCUUGAAACCAUUGCCAUUUACACUUCCUUACUCUCCGGUGAAAUACCACCUGAACUUGGGGACUGCACAGGGCUCCAAAACAUUUACCUUUACGAGAACUCUCUCACUGGAUCAAUACCAAGCAAGUUGGGAAACCUUAAAAACCUCGAAAACCUUCUACUGUGGCAGAACAAUCUAGUUGGUACCUUGCCCCCCGAGAUUGGCAACUGUGAGCGGUUGUCAGUGAUUGACGUGUCAAUGAACUCACUAACCGGAAGCAUUCCCAACACUUUCGGGAACUUGACAUCAUUGCAAGAGCUCCAACUCAGUGUAAACCAGAUUUCGGGGGAGAUUCCAGGAGAACUGGGGAAGUGUCAGCAACUCACACAUGUGGAGCUUGACAACAAUCUCAUCACUGGUACCAUACCUUCCGAAUUAGGAAACCUUGCUAAUUUAACGCUCUUGUUCUUAUGGCACAACAAGCUGCAAGGUAACAUUCCCUCUUCCCUUUCCAAUUGUCAAAACCUAGAGGCUAUUGAUCUGUCACAGAAUGGAUUAACGGGUCCCAUACCCAAGGGGAUAUUCCAGCUCAAGAAUCUCAACAAGCUUUUGCUCCUAUCCAAUAACCUCUCAGGGAAAAUUCCAUCUGAAAUUGGGAAUUGUUCUUCCCUAAUUCGAUUCCGAGCCAACGACAACAACAUCACCGGGAACAUUCCCUCGCAGAUUGGGAAUCUCAACAAUUUGAAUUUCCUUGACCUAGGGAAUAAUCGGAUUUCCGGCGGUAUCCCGGAGGAGAUAUCUGGCUGCCGGAAUCUCGCAUUUCUUGAUAUACAUUCGAACUUUCUCGCCGGAAACCUACCAGAAAGUUUGAGCCGGCUUAAUUCGCUUCAGUUUCUCGAUGUUUCCGACAACAUGAUCGAAGGUAUACUAAACCCCACCGUCGGCGAACUCACCGCGCUCUCCAAACUAGUUCUCUCGAAGAAUCGAAUCUCCGGCUCAAUUCCGAGUCAAAUUGGGUCUUGUUCUAAAUUACAAUUACUGGAUCUCAGUAGCAACAAUCUCUCCGGCGAAAUCCCCGGCAGCAUCGGCAACAUUCCGGCAUUGGAAAUCGCUCUGAAUUUGAGCCUGAACCAACUAUCCGGCGAGAUCCCUCGGGAGUUCUCCGGAUUGACGAAGCUCGGAGUGCUGGACAUAUCUCACAACACUCUCAGCGGAAACAUUCAAUAUCUCGCGGGUCUGCAGAAUCUGGUGGUGCUCAAUAUCUCGAAUAACAAAUUCUCGGGACGAGUUCCGGAUACGCCUUUCUUCGCGAAGCUGCCGUUGAGUGUGCUGGCGGGGAACCCGGCGCUGUGCUUUUCCGGAAACGAGUGCAGUGGCGACGGCGGCGGAAGGUCGGGACGGCGGGCUAAGGUAGCGCGCGUGGCGAUGGUGGUCCUGCUGUGCACCGCGUGCUUGCUGCUCAUGGCGGCGCUAUAUGUCGUCGUCGCAGCGAAACGGCGAGGGGACCGCGAAAACGACGUGGAGCUAGAUGGAAAGGACAGCGACGUGGACAUGGCCCCACCUUGGGAAGUGACACUGUACCAGAAACUCGAUCUGUCCAUCUCUGACGUAGCUAAAUGUCUCACUGCUGGCAACGUCAUCGGCCAAGGCCGAUCCGGCGUCGUUUAUAGGGUCGACUUGUCGAGUACGGGACUCGCCGUGGCGGUGAAGAAGUUCCGGUUGUCGGAGAAAUUCUCCGCGGCGGCGUUCUCGUCGGAGAUUGCCACGCUUGCGCGAAUCCGUCACCGGAACAUCGUGCGGCUGCUGGGUUGGGGGGCCAACAGGAGAACCAAGUUACUGUUUUACGAUUAUUUACCGAAUGGUAACCUGGACACGCUGUUACAUGAGGGGUGCACAGGAUUAAUUGAUUGGGAGACGAGGCUCAAGAUAGCGUUGGGGGUGGCUGAGGGCGUGGCUUAUUUGCACCACGAUUGCGUGCCUGCUAUCUUGCACCGGGACGUCAAGGCGCAGAACAUUUUGUUAGGAGACAGAUACGAGCCCUGUUUGGCGGAUUUUGGUUUCGCUCGAUUCGUGGAAGAGGAUCACGCAUCCUUUUCGAUUAAUCCACAUUUCGCCGGCUCCUACGGUUACAUUGCUCCCGAGUAUGCUUGCAUGCUUAAAAUCACAGAGAAGAGCGACGUGUACAGCUUUGGAGUGGUCCUACUGGAGAUAAUAACGGGGAAAAGGCCAGUGGAUCCAUCAUUCCCGGAUGGGCAACAUGUUAUUCAGUGGGUCAGGGAGCACCUCAAGAGCAAGAAGGACCCGAUCCAGGUUCUAGAUUCCAAGCUCCAAGGCCAUCCAGACACACAAAUCCAAGAGAUGCUACAAGCACUUGGUAUUGCCCUCUUGUGCACAAGUAAUCGUGCAGAGGAUCGACCGACAAUGAAAGAUGUUGCAGCAUUAUUGAGAGAAAUUCGUCACGAUCCUCCACCAGGCGCUGAGCCCCACAAGCCCAAACCCAUUACAUCUCAAGCUUCAUCCUAUUCCUCCUCCUCUGUCACCCCUGCUCAGUUGUUGCUCCUACAAUCUACCUCCAACUCCUCCUCAUCCCUUGCUUAUUCCUCUUCCUCAGCAACACCCUACCCCCCUCCAAGGAAUCAAUCCUCCAUUCAAAUUUAAUGCCUCUUUCUAUUGGAAAA
Messenger RNA from Vigna umbellata (rice bean), 3741 nucleotides. RefSeq lists its product as uncharacterized. Gene Ontology annotation, biological process: protein phosphorylation. The record is from RefSeq and is a predicted model, not a curated record. Gene Ontology annotation, molecular function: protein binding; ATP binding; protein kinase activity. Lineage: Eukaryota; Viridiplantae; Streptophyta; Magnoliopsida; Fabales; Fabaceae.